AUGAGUCCAAACGGUCUGCGCGCGCGUUUCCGGCAAAAGCAGAGCGAGCCGCCCACGGGCAUUGAGCUCGGAACCGCAUCGGCCAACGCGUACUUUACGUCGAAACGCAUCCGACAGCGCGUACCGCGCAAGACGAAACCUGCGCCUCGAGACGAACGAGUGGCUGUGGUGGCUCAGGCAGCGCAACAAGACGGACCGGCUGUGCACCAGGACGACCAGCAGCUGUUUCUGGCGCAGGCCCAAAGUGGGUACGACGGAAUCGCACAAGAGAAGGGACACGUACGUGCACUGCAAGUGCCCGUGCCGCAACAAGUGAUUGCCGAACUACGAGCGCGCGACAACGAGCGCGUUGGGGCCUCAGUGAGCACACGUUUCGAGCAGCACUUUGCAACGUGGAAGAGUGAGGUCCUGGCGGGCUACAACCUGCUGCUUUACGGUGUCGGGUCGAAACUCGCCCUCUUGCAAAACUUUGCGGCUUCGUGCUUGAGUGACAGUGUCGUGAUCCAGGUACAUGGCUACUUGUCGCUCGUCUCGCUCAAGUAUGUGGUCGAAACGAUUCAGGAAAAGAUCUUGCACCUUGAAGCAAAGCCGAACCAGUCGCUUGUUCGACAGUGUCGAGACAUUGCGUUGACGAGACCGUCGUCAUCGUCGCAGCACGUGCUGCAAGUGUACCUGAUUGUGCACUCGAUUGACGGCCUAGCGCUACGUCACCCGGAAACUCAGACGUGCUUGAGUUGGCUCGCGAAAGCCCCAUUCAUCUCGCUUGCUGCAUCCAUGGACCAUAUCAAUGGCCCUUCUAUCUGGAAAGAAGAGGACUUUGAUCGAUUCGAGUGGCUCAGUCAGAAGCUCGAUACGUGCGAGCCGUAUACGGACGAGAUCGAGCUAAGGCUGACUAAACGGUCGAAGACAGCGGAUGCUACAAGCAAUGGCGUCAAGUUCAUCCUACAGAGUCUCACGCCAACGGAUGUGGCGACGCUGCAGGAGCUAGCGCGCCAGCAGCUCGCGGCGUCCGCUUCGACUAAACGAGGCAGCCGAAAGCUCAAAGGCAUGCAUGCACCAUAUCAGUCAGUGUACGAGGCGUGUCGUCGAAAGCUGUUGCAUGCUACGCCGCUGGCGAUGAAAAACUCGGUCAAGUGCCUCGAGGACCACGGAUUGCUGAAACAGAGUCGUGUCAACACUGUGGAGUACCUGGAGAUCCCUCUGUCGGAAUCGAUCAUCAGGGCCGACAUCCUUCGUGAAGAGACCGAAGGUGACUCAACAUACGACGACCUAAACAAGAGGAAUGCGUGA
Hyaloperonospora brassicae is the source of this 1290-nucleotide messenger RNA. Lineage: Eukaryota; Oomycota; Peronosporomycetes; Peronosporales; Peronosporaceae. The record is from the annotation of a GenBank genome assembly.